GAUUCAGUUUAAAAGACUGGUUAAUUCCGUCACUUUAACGGAAUUAACCAGUGAGACCGGAAAUAGGUUGAGAGGAUUUAAAAAUAAAAGCUGAAAAUUUAUUCAUAACGGGAUUUAUUUGUCAAAAGUAGAGACUGAAUCUUUUAUCUUAUUAUCCUACACAAGUUUAUUUUAGUUUAUAUAUUUGUUUACUGUUUACUCACUUUAACUGCUGUAAAACCUUCAGCAAAGGCCUGAAAUGAGGCGUGCUGGCUUUAUUUUGAAGGUUUUAACCGGAAACUCUAGUUUGUUAUUGUGGGUAUUUGACGCUAGUGUCAUAAACAGCUGGAACAGAAGAACCACUCCACAUUCUACAGCCUACAUUUAACCUCCAAUGUAUUACAGUACUUUCACUUGUACUUGUUAACAGUCGUGCUCACUUUUUUUAACAGAGUUUCUUUUAUUUCUUGAGUUUAUUUCCCCCCAAUUUCUCUGCUUCUCCGUGACUCCGCCCCUGCAUUCCUGUGUGUCUGGGCUGUGAAGAAGAGGAGGAGGAGGACGCUGCAGAAAGCUGAAGCAGAGAGCAGAUGAUCAUCAACAACAACAACGCUCAGCUUCAAUCUGACUGCUGCAGCCUUCUGACACAUCGAGCAUUUAUCCCUCAAGUCUGAACCAACGGCACGUGUUUCUAUUUAUUCUACUUAUUUCCUUUAACGAGUUUUGGAAACUUUUCUUUUUUUUUACACCGGAGUUGGAGCUUUAUUUUUGGAGUUUUGGUUUUCAGUCCGACUGCACUGCAACAAAACACCCGUUUUUGUUUUCGCUGCAUUUUUAUUUCUGCGGCAAAAAAACAACAACAAACCGGGCAGAAGAGAGAGCGUGUGUGUGUGUGUGUGUGGAGGAAAUCAUGGAGAUCCUGGACGGUAGUGAACCGUUUCUACACUGGGACCGGAACCUCAGCGAGCUGUCUGAGGCUGGAGAGAUCGACCGUGUGCUCUACACCAAUCACUUCUCCGAGCUCCUCGACGAUCUCUCCCAGGAUGCAUUGCUGGGCCAGCUGCUCAGCGACCCCUUCCUGUCCGCGGUGCGAGGCGGUGUGGAGUCCAUGGAGGGGGAGGACGGCAGCGACCUGUCCCCGUCCUCCCCUCUGCCGCCUCACAUCACGGCCGAGCACAGCUACUCGCUCUGCGGGGACAGCCGACCACAGUCGCCCCUGUCGCACCUGACCGGAGAGCAAGGCAGUGACGCAGAGUCUGAUGGAGACUCGGCUGACUGGCCCAUGGAGCAGGAGGACGCCAUCGACAGCCUCCUUUGUGAGACUCCUUCCCUCCUCCCUACCCUCUCCCUCUCUCUGGCCUCCUCCAGCAGGGGGCCCCAGGAGCCCGAGGGCCUCGCUGUGGCCCCCCCAGCUGCUGCUGCCGCCUCCCCACCUCAGACCACCGUCAGCAGCCACAACCAGGGCAAAGGCUUCAAGAUAAAAGAGGAGAACAUCAUCCCUCAGAUUAAACUGGAGCCUCAUGAAGUGGACCAGUUCCUCAAUCUUUCACCCAAAGGUCUGGAGUCGCUGCAGAUGCCUCCCACUCCUCCCAGCUCCCACGGCAGCGACUCGGAGGGCAGCCAGAGCCCCGUCCACCCCCCCCCCGGCCUGUCCUCCCCCACCUCCCCCACCAGCCCUCCUCCCUCCCAGGCCGGCCUGAAGGUGUCUCCUCGCGCUGCUUCCUCCCUCUCCAACUCCCCUCUGCUCACCGCCGCCCAUAAGCUGCAGGGGUCGGGCCCCCUGAUGCUGACUGAGGAGGAGCGUCGGACGCUGGUGGCCGAAGGUUACCCGGUGCCCACCAAGCUGCCGCUCACCAAAGCCGAAGAGAAGGCGCUGAAGAAGAUCCGCAGGAAGAUCAAAAAUAAGAUUUCGGCUCAAGAGAGUCGCAGGAAGAAGAAAGAGUACAUGGACGCUCUGGAGAAGAAGGUGGAGACCUGCUCCAACGAAAACCACGAGCUACGCAGGAAAGUGGAAACUCUGGAGUGCACAAACAAGUCUCUGUUACAGCAGCUGCAGUCUCUGCAGGCGAUGGUGGCCGGUAAAGUCCCCAAAUCCUGCAGGAUGGCCGGCACCCAGACAUCAUCAUGCCUAAUGGUGGUCGUGUUGUGUUUCGCUCUGUUUUUGGGGAGUUUCUACCCCAGCAGUUUGACUCCGUGCUCCACCAUCACUGAAACUGGCCUCGCUUCCAAACAGCUGGCUGUCAAAGAUUCCUACACAACCACAGUGAAGUCGAGGAAUCUGUUAUCGACCUUCGAAGACGAGCAGCCGCACCUCCUCGGUCUGGGCGGGGAGUAUCCCGACCAAUGGGAGGACACGACGGCCGUCGUCCUGGCGGCGUGGCGGCGCUCAGAGCAACAGAAGGAGGCCGUGGAGCCCAGCGGGGUGGAAACACACCCACCCUUCAGAAAUACAAGCAACGAUACGCAGACAUCCAAAAACAUGCUGCUGGAUCUGCACAGGUCUCUGGAGCAGAGGACGAAUGAGAGCAGCAGUAAAGUGUUCGAGCUGGAGCGAACGGUCAACGAGACCUCCUGAGAUUCAUUUCAACACACACACACACACACACACACACACACACACACACACACACACGUAGAGCUGGUUCAGUGUCCUGGAGCAAACCUCAUGCAGUAGUUCCCACUGCUGAUUGUUCCAUCGCUGCUUAAUACACUGUAAUGAUAAUAAUAAUAAUAAUAGUAAUAAUUAAGAGGCUGGUUGCACUGAAUAUUUUUUACAUGAGUCAACUUAUCAGUUGUAUCUGACUUGACUCACAUUGUGAUGAAUUCCAACAGAUACUUUGAAUAAUGCAGCGUGGCAUUUAUUCCAGUGGAAAGCUUAUUAAAAUACUACGUGUGAGGCUUUUUACAGGACAUUGACGGAGAACCUUUGUAUUUAUAGAAACCUUUUUUUGUUUUGUGUUAUUUUCGUAAAAAAAUUAUUGCUCUUCGUAGUUCUUUUAUUAUUAAAUGUUUUUAUUCCAUUCCGGUGAGGCGUACAUCCCAUUUUGAUACGUGUUUGUGUUCAUAAUAUAUAUAUAUUUGUGUUAUUUUUUAUUUUAUUGUUCUCUUUUAUAUAUUGUUAUGUAUAUUCUCUUCAGCUGACUUGACAUUUCAUACAUUGAGGGCUUAGCUCGACGUUCCUGCGCUCAUUUAGAAACAUUGUUGAUGGUAGAAAGUCAUAUUUGGGAUGUUUUUAGGUGUGUUGAUCGAUCUGCGGCUCAAAUCUGACAGCCGGUUAGCUUAGCUUAGCAUAAAGACUGGAAACGUAUAGAAACAGCUAGCCUUGUUCUGACCAAAGAUAUAAAAAACAAUUUCCAGCAACUCUAAAACACACUAAUUAACAAAUGAGAUAUGACGUACUCAUUACUGAGCUUUAUAGUUGUGAUGCUGGCUGUUUCCCCCUGUUUCCAGUCUUCAUGCUAAGCUAAGCUAAGCUAACCGCCUGCCGACAGCAGCUUCGAAUUGAUCGUACAAACAUGAGACAGGCAUCGAUCUUCUCGUCUUUAAGUGUUUUUUAAAUGUGCAGAGGAACCACAGAGUGAACUUUUUGCAGUAACUGUUGAUGGCCUUUUAACCCUGCGAUUCUUCUGCCUUUAACACUUUCACGGUCAGCUCCGAGAGUCUUUACCUCGCUCUGUUCUCUCAGCGUUUGCCAAAACAAACAUCUAUUUUUGUAAUGAAUGAAUGAAUAAGCAAGUCUAAAUGUGUGCGGGACCUCUAGUUUAUAAACCAAUCCAUAAUUCAUACAGAUUCUAUUUUGGAUGCGACGUUGUUGAUAAAUUAUGAACGUACGAUGCUUUAGCUUCACGGUGUGUCCUCACUGUCUGUUGGCUUUAGUUUAAAAGUGUUUUAAAGUUGUUUUUAUAGUUUUCGUUUAUGUGUGUUACAGACUCCUUGUAAAUACAAACAUCCCAUUUGUUAAAAACUCAAGUUAUUUAAGUUCAGAAAGGUCAGAAAUGAUAUUUUACAGACUGAGGAUGAAUCAAACUGUCCUCAGAAAUAGACCACGGUCCUGUUUAGAGACUAGAAGACAACAUUUGUAUAUCUCGGUCUCGUGUUUUGUCAAAGAUUUGUUGUUGAAUCUGUACGUUAGGAUGCACGAUGAUAGUCUUUGCUCCAAGAGUCUGCAGGAGAGGUCGUAGGAAAGGCAAGAUUUUAAUUUAGAUUUAUUUUAUUUCGUGGAAACGUCUCCUCCGGUGAAGAGCUUUUUCCCAAAUCAGCUUUAAUGUUCCGUGUUGCUUCAGUGUAAAGCCACUCCUGUCUCUUUGCUUUCAAAUGAAUAUUCAGUAUUUUCUUUAGUAAAAGAAUAUUUUGCAAAACAGAUGAUUGUUUGGUCUGUUUGUUGACGUUCGAGAAGACAUAAAAACAAACGUUAGCUCGCUAACAUCUUGAAGUUACUGUGAGGACCUUUUAUCUGGUUCUGAACCAGUCUCAGUUUAGUCCUGAUCCUCUAUCAGACCUCCAUCAG
This is a messenger RNA of Anarrhichthys ocellatus (wolf-eel), 4483 nucleotides long. RefSeq names its product cAMP responsive element binding protein 3-like 2 (gene creb3l2). The record is from RefSeq and is a predicted model, not a curated record. NCBI's taxonomy places the organism in Eukaryota, Metazoa, Chordata, Actinopteri, Perciformes, Anarhichadidae. Gene Ontology annotation, biological process: regulation of transcription by RNA polymerase II. Gene Ontology annotation, molecular function: DNA-binding transcription factor activity, RNA polymerase II-specific; cAMP response element binding.